Messenger RNA from Thalassophryne amazonica, 2828 nucleotides. RefSeq names its product phosphatidylinositol transfer protein cytoplasmic 1b (gene pitpnc1b). Bases 768 to 1628 code for a protein of 286 amino acids. Gene Ontology annotation, cellular component: cytoplasm. The transcript is spliced from 10 exons. Gene Ontology annotation, molecular function: phosphatidylinositol transfer activity; phosphatidylinositol binding. NCBI's taxonomy places the organism in Eukaryota, Metazoa, Chordata, Actinopteri, Batrachoidiformes, Batrachoididae. The record is from RefSeq and is a predicted model, not a curated record. Gene Ontology annotation, biological process: phospholipid transport.
AACAGCCCUUGUGACAGGGAAGAACAGAUAGAGACCAGGACGAGGGAGAGGCACGAGCAGGGGAGGAGGGAGACACAGGUGAGGAGGUAGUAAAGUACAGUGGGCGUGUAAAGGAGAGAGGAAAGAUAAGGAGGGAACAAACAAAGGAAUUUGUGAGGAACUGAAAGCAGAGGGGGACGGACAGCUGAGUGGAAUGGGAGGAGAUCCGAGCAGACAGCAAGGUUACCCGUGAGAACUCUGAGGGGGAAUUAAACACAGCACAAAGACAGAGAGAAGAGAACAGGUAGAGUCGGUUAGACAGAGGUUUUUAGAGCUAAUUACUGCUUUCUCGCUGUGGUGGAAGAAAGCAAAAACAAAGUAAGUGAGGUGGAAAAAACAACACAAACUGAAAGGGCUGGAGAAAAGAAAGCUGAAGUAACAAAAAAAAGGAGGGAAAGACAUCGACUAAUGCUCGGGUCCGGGAGAUUAACUGAGGAAGGGAAACACGGGCCUGUGAAGAGUGAGCGAGGAGGGGAAAAGUAAGAAAAGAACAGAUCCUGACAGACAGAGAAGAUUGGACCUAAUGGGCUACUGACAUCAGCAAAACAAGAAGGAAGGGGAAGCAUCACAAAAGAGGUCAUUGCGGUCGCCUGAACACGUUGCUGUUGUACAGCAAAGUCAGCUGGGACAGACACUGUGCUGUACCCCGAGAUGUGCACUUCUUAGUCCUCCCCGCAGCAGCACCAUGUUGAUGAAAGAGUACCGUAUAUGCAUGCCCCUCACAGUGGAUGAGUACAGGGAUCGGGCAGCUGUAUAUGAUCAGCAAGCACAGCUGUGAGCAAAGUGGAGGGGGAGAAGGGGUGGAGGUGGUGAAGAAUGAAGCAGAUAUUCACCCUCAGCAUGGCCUUGGGCAGCUGACCGAGAAGCGAAUUUACCUCAGCAGUAAACUGCCGUCGUGGGUGAAAGCAUUUGUACCGCGCUUCUUCUACGUGACAGAGAAGGCCUGGAACUUCUACCCGUACACCAUCACAGAGUACACAGUAUCGUUCCUCCCAAAGUUCAGCAUCCGCAUUGAGACGAGAUUUGAGAAUAACUGCGGUGAUAACGACAACGUGUUUGGGGACAAGCCGACCCCAGAAAAGAGUGUGAGUUUCCUGGAUAUCCUGAGUGACCCCAUUCCCGAAAGACACUACAAAGAAUCAGAGGAUCUGAGACUCUGGCAGUCCAAUAAAACUGGCCGAGGGCCUCUGCAGGAAGGCUGGAGGAACAACUGCACCCCCAUCAUGUGCUCCUAUAAGAGGGUCGAGUGCAGCUUCGAGGUUUAUGGUUUCCAGACCAGGACUGAGGAGUUCAUACAUAAGAACAUCCAAGACAUUCUUCUAGUGGGCCACAGACAAGCGGUGGCGUGGACAGAUGAAUGGCACGGGUUGAGUUUGGAGGAGGUGAGAGAAUAUGAGCGAACUAUGCAAGAGAAGACCAACACCAAAGUCAAACUCACCCAGAGCAGCAGCGGCCCACCGGUGUUCUCUCGCUCCAUCUCAGUAGCAGACAUGUGUUCUUUGAAGAAGAUGGGAGUGUCGACUGAAGCCGUGUGCGGCGGCGACUCCCUGCCUCAGAGCCCCAAGCGCCUCAACUCCACCCCAGAAUGAUGAAUGAUGUCUCCCCCAAAGUUCAUGCAUGCGUGUAACAUAUCGAAAUUAUAGCCAUUCUUUGUCAUAGUUUACUAAACAGAACGCACAAAUCCGAUGUCACACUUUUACCAGUGCCUUUGAAAAACCUUCCAGCAGGGGGCAGCAUAAUGUACGAGGUUUCCUGGGCUGGAGGUCAGGGGCCCCACAUUCUGCUUUGCAAUCAUGUUGUAGUGAUUUCCAGUUUAUAAGAAAAGCUGUAUUUUGAAGAGCACAAAGUACGAGCGUAAAACCACACAUACACAAGAACAGACAGACAUCACGUCCAUGUGGCGACCACAUUCAUCGUUGACAUUAUGUGUGCAGACAGGCCAUUCACAGCUAAUUUUUCAACGUUGUAUGAUGUCAUGAUAUGAUGUGUUGAAUGUCAGGGUGUGAUACCUUUGCUAGCCCCAGCAGAGCAGAGGUUUAUGUGGAAAACUGUUAUUCUCUAUUCAUGUAUGUAGCUCCUGACAUGUGAUCAUUAUUGCAUUUUAGAGGAUGACCUCUGACCUGACCUUAGAACUAUGAGCUGAGAACCGCCCACUGAGUUUAUCUGCUGAGUGCGAUUGAAAUCACUCUUUGCACUUUGAAGAUAUCGCUGCAGACAUACACAUGACCAUUGCAGUAGCCUCCUUCCACUUUGCGGUGAGGCCAGUGAGUACGAGCACUAUAAAGCUGAUGUCCAAUGACAGCGCAAAAUCAUAGAGACACUGCAGCUCUCUUUUAGGUGUUUACUGCUCUACACGGGGCAUACGUCACCAAGUGACAUAUUUUUUGUGGGUCAGGUGGGGAUCAAAGAGUAUAUUUCUUGCUCUUGAGAACAAUGCGCUACCAAGGGUAACACUAGCCAUGCCAGCAGGAACACAUUCUAAGUUGGAUUUCACAUUGCUACACAUAGGUACAACUAAUGGACCCUUACAGAAGUUUUUAUGCCUAUGUCACACCACCACAUGAGCAUAAAUAUAUCCGGUGAGCAGAACGUUCCUGUUUGUCAGCAGGUCACUAGUAACAGCUGCCCAUUCUUUGUUCCUCUGGGAGUGUUGGAGGGUUCAAGUUGUCAAAAUGCCUGAUUCAGAUAGAUGUUAGCUAUUUGCAGUGUGUGAGUGGUAGUUGGCUGUUUCAGGAUGAACGAUUAAAGGCCUGUGGGAUACAUUUUAAGUCCCUUUGAAGAAACAUCAA